Messenger RNA from Leptopilina heterotoma, 2421 nucleotides. RefSeq names its product protein suppressor of hairy wing-like. The record is from RefSeq and is a predicted model, not a curated record. The transcript is spliced from 12 exons. Gene Ontology annotation, cellular component: nucleus. Gene Ontology annotation, biological process: regulation of transcription by RNA polymerase II. Bases 222 to 2267 code for a protein of 681 amino acids. NCBI's taxonomy places the organism in Eukaryota, Metazoa, Arthropoda, Insecta, Hymenoptera, Figitidae. Gene Ontology annotation, molecular function: DNA-binding transcription factor activity, RNA polymerase II-specific; RNA polymerase II transcription regulatory region sequence-specific DNA binding.
UCAGAAGAAUUUAUAUGAGCAUGGGAAAUUAUUUUCGUGUCAAAGGCCUCAAUGGCUGCCGUAUAUGAGAAUAUUUCUAGUUUCUGUCAAUUUAUCACCAUAUUUAUUGAGUUGAUAAAGUCUCGUGAAUUUUUUCCAUGAAACUUGCAAUUCUCCAUUAAAUACAUAUGUAAUUCGUAAUUGAGAAUAGUGUCUUUAAAGAGGCAAAAUUAACGGAAAAGAUGAGUCGAUCGAUCGAUGUCGUGAAAGUUGAGGAAAUUCUAACAAAAAGCAGUAGUCUUAUUAGAGACGAUACUUUAAACUCCUGUGAAACAGUUAGUGAGUCUUUAAUAAUUCCAGAAACAUUAGAUACUGUUGAAGUUAAUAAAGAUGGAUAUUUUACACACAAUGGACAUCUUAUUGAAAUUGUUAUGGACUACGAGUGUGUCACGUGCCACAGAAUCUUCCAGAAUAAAGACUUGCUGACGGAGCAUUUAGAAGUCUGCAGAGAGGAGGACGAUGAUAGAAAUAUUUUGGAUUUGGGAAAUCUCGAGGAAUAUUACGAAUCGGACGAAGAUGAAGGCGAUGAUGAUGAUGAUGAUGAAGAUGAUGAUGGCGACGAUGCCGAUGAUGUUGACGAUCCAAAAUUGUCACUUUCCGAUGAUAAAUCUUCCGAUUCAGAUCGAUUGAAAAAUAACAAUGAGAAACCGAAUAUAAAACCAGUGUCGGAGAAUCAGUGUCAUUGUUGUGGUGAGGAUUUGAAAAAAGCCCACAAAGGCGGUCCACACAAAUGUAACGAAUGCGAUCUCUCAUUUAAAAAAGCCGCUUCCCUUCAAAGACAUACAAUCAUUAUUCAUUGGGAGAACGAGAAUCACACUUGUAAUCUUUGCGACGCCACAUUUCGUGAUAAAAAAUCAUUGGAUAAACAUAAAUACACGACGCACGCUACCAAUAAAGUUUACAAAUGCGAGCGUUGCGAUAAAUAUUUUUCAAGAAGUUAUCAUUUGAAUCGACACAAACUUCAAUCGGGAUGUCACGGACAAUUGCAGAAUACGUUCUCUUGUCAAGUUUGCAGCAAGGAAUUCACAAGAAAAGACAAUUUACGUGAGCAUUUGCGUUCGCACGCGGGAAAUCAGACGCGACAAAAAAAGCGAUGCUCCCAAUGUCCAAAGGAAUUUUACACAUCGCAACAAUUAAUAAUUCACGAGCGAAUGCACACGGGAGAGAAGCCAAUAAAUUGCGAUCUAUGUACAAAAUCAUUUAAUUCAACGCUCGCAAUGAAAAAGCAUCGUCGCGUUCACACCGGAGAAAAGCCAUACGAGUGCAAAUUUCAUUCUGGAUAUACCGACAAAAUCUGCCAGAAGAAAUUUGCCGCGAGGGAAACGUUAAAUCGUCAUCAGAGAAUUCACACGGGGGAGAAGCCGCACGUUUGUCAGUAUUGCAAAAAAUCGUUUAUUCAAGCGGCACAAUUGCGAGCUCAUAUAUUCCAUCACACGGGCGAAAAUGGUUUUAAUUGUGAGGACUGUGGAAAGACGUUCAAUCGCAAGGCGCGUCUCACUGUUCACAGAAAAUUUGUCCACGAGGGCGUAACUCCAUUUUUAUGCGACGUCUGCAAAAGACCAUUCACUCGAAAGGAGGAUCUGGCAAAACACACUCUCCUUCACACCGGACUCAAACCGCACAAGUGUACAAAGUGUGAGAAAUCGUUCGCGACAAAAUCGUCGCUGCAGGCGCACUUGAAUACUCAUAGACGGGAACCGCCGCAAUCGUGCGCCGAAUGCGGAAGAGCUUUCAUUCGUCAGGAUUGUUUAAUGAGACAUAUUCGCGCCAAGCAUCGUGAUUUACUGGAGGACAUAAUGGGCGAGGCGGAGAAACGUCACUUGCAAUUGCAACUUUUUAAUAUCGCAAAUACAGCUGCCGAGAAGCAUAAAAAAGGCUCGUCAAGCACACUCAGCGCCGAUCAAUUACUAAAGGCAAUUGUCGAUCUUCUAACGAUUCUCAUCGAAGAGGAAACGUUGCAGAUCUUUGGCUGGCCGACUGAACCGGUUCAAGAUAUUUUGGAGGCAGUGAUCAGAAGAUGUGGACAUGUACCAGUUACAGGCGAUAGUGAUUUGCCCUUUGAGGAAAGAUUGAGGGCAAAUGUUAAACUUUUAUUCACCGUUGUUAUUGAAGAUCAAAAUGUGAAAAAACUCCUCACUAUACAAACAGUCGAUGAGGUUAUACUCCAUGUUCUCAAACUCUCCAAGGAUUUAGCAAAAUCUACCGAACAAUCUAUCGAAACUCUGUGAGACUUUUUUUUCCGUCGAGAAGAAUGGGCUAAACUUUUUUUCUCGAAUUCAAAAAAGAAUAUUUUUUUCUUUGUUUUUUUUUUCAUUUUUGGAAGUUUUUCUGUUUUUCACAUACUUUUUCAUUCAUAUUUCUCUGUUUUUCAUUUUUAAAAUU